Pocillopora meandrina is the source of this 897-nucleotide messenger RNA. The record is from the annotation of a GenBank genome assembly. NCBI's taxonomy places the organism in Eukaryota, Metazoa, Cnidaria, Anthozoa, Scleractinia, Pocilloporidae.
AUGGUUCUCCACCUAGACACCGGCGACGGCUUGAAGGUCAUUAUGUCCACGAGGACACACGGAAUGUUGAGCGCUCGUAACUUUGGCUUAAUUCUUGCCCUCUGCGUUAUUAUCCGGGUAUUGCCUGACCUAACUUUUGAAUAUAAGGAUACUCUUUGUCCGUAUUCGCAUGUGGAACGCAGAUUCAAGGCUUCAGAAGCGUUCUUCCUAGAAAAGCAUGUGGUCAACGCUCCUUUCAUACGUCGUUCUCGAGCGAACCGAUAUUUCGCUGGUAGAGUUCAGUACAGCGCGAACGGCGCGAGUAUCUUCCAAAUACAACGGGACCUCCUCGUCUGCGGCGAUAUAUCGUCUAACCCUGGCCCUGCGAAAGGCAAAGAUAAGCCCAAGUUUCCAUGCGGCGAGUGUAGUAAGCCAGUGAGAAAGAACCAAGACGCCAUUUUGUGCUCGUCUUGUGAUACUUGGUCCCACGCAAAAUGUCUCAAAUUAACCGUUACCGGGUUCAAAUACUACCUACAACAUCCCGACUUGGAAUGGACAUGUGCUUUCUGCUCUCUGCCUAAACUAUCGGACUCCUUCUUUAAAGAAACUGGCUCAUUUACUUUGAACGAGAGCAACUGUAAAAACGAGAAGUGCGAAGUCGAAUCGGUCGAUACCGACGAAGUCCUAGCCAAGAUAAAGACAUUAGAAUUGAGCACAGAAAAGAAUGUGUUAUUGCCUGCCUGUGAAAGCACACCAUUAUUGUAGCUAAGUGUAUUUUCACAAUAAACUCUUAUUGUAUUGUAUUAAAAAAAGCAAAAGGUUUAAGUGAAGAAGAAUUUGAGGAGUGGUUAUUGGAACAUCGAUGUGACAUUAACUUUGCUGGUAGCUCACCAGCAAUGGAGUGUGAAGGAGCUGUAG